Molecule: messenger RNA, 423 nt
Organism: Salvia splendens (bonfire salvia)
Lineage: Eukaryota; Viridiplantae; Streptophyta; Magnoliopsida; Lamiales; Lamiaceae
Exons: 1
Coding region: 1-423 (140 amino acids)
Source: RefSeq, a predicted model, not a curated record
AUGCUCAUGGAAGAUGGAUCUCAUAAAAUCCUAUCAGAAGUCAGAUAUAUACCAUCAAUUAAGAGAAAUCCGAUUUCACUUGGAAUGCUGGAGAAGAAAGGUUUCACAACCAUUCUUGCUGAUGGAUUCAUGAAGGUUUUGAAGGGCAAUGACAUUCUUAUGGUGGCUGAGAGCGUGAAUAAUUUGUAUUAUAUCAGAGCAGAGGCCCUCAAUGCAGAUCAGAUCAAUGUUGUAACAAAACUAAAGUUGAUAGACUGGCAUAACAGACUGGGCCAUCCGGGGUUUGGUGGAUUGAAAGAGUUAGCCAAGAAAGGUCUGAUAGCUUUGGAAGCGGGACUGGAUGAGGAAGAGCUCAGAUCUUGUGAAGAGUGUAUACUUGCAAAGAGCAAAAAGAUGCCAUAUGCAACUGGGAAACACACUUAA